Toxorhynchites rutilus septentrionalis is the source of this 7832-nucleotide messenger RNA. RefSeq lists its product as uncharacterized. The transcript is spliced from 4 exons. The record is from RefSeq and is a predicted model, not a curated record. NCBI's taxonomy places the organism in Eukaryota, Metazoa, Arthropoda, Insecta, Diptera, Culicidae. Bases 5958 to 7334 code for a protein of 458 amino acids.
UCGACAUCGAUGAGAGAUGUUUUUUUUAUUUUUUCACUUCUGUUUUGUUUUCAUUUGAGAUUCCUACAUUGUGUACAGUUUUUGUCGGGAAAAAACGGAAAUUCCCGGUUUUCUGAGUGAUCCGCAGACAUUUUACUGUGCGAAUGUCGAUUAUGACCAAGUUAUUCGGGUUAAUUCAUAACAGCACGAUUGAUCCAAUGUGACAACAAAUCGAUGAUAUGUGAAUGGAAUCCGCCGGAUGAUAAAUGCAUUAGUGUAGUCGCGUGAAAUUCAUGUCAGCUUGCGUGUGUAACUGCAUGCGACAUUUAUUAUAUCAAAAUUGAAGCAGGCAAGUCGGAGCACUAGAGCACUGUCACAUUCACCCUUGAACGAAAGCUCCAGCCGUUCGGAACCAUUCGGCAGCGGGUUUCUCGAAUGUCAAGAAGGAAGUAAAUCAUAUGUGCUCACUUAAUGCCGGAACGUAUCAGGACAGUUCGGCUCUUGGAACCGAAUAUUCAGUUAUUCUUGGUACAAUUAAUGAAAUUCAAAAGCUGCACAUUCGAACGGUACAAAUAGGAACAGGAAGCUUCUCAAUAGUUUGGUAUUAUAACGGUGCGAAUGGAUCUUCAGGACUCGAGUGGUCUGACUCCUUCGAGACAGAGCACGUGACUCAGACGACAAAUGUAACUUACUCGAGCAGCAUGGCAAUGCUUAAGCCAGGAGCCAGCAGUGCCGAGUUUGGUCAAGAAGUUGAAAUUCACAAUCUACUUAUCAUCGAUCAGAAUACGUUCGAGUUGCUACAUGCACAUCAAUUCAUGCAAACGGAGUAUACUAUGUCACUGAUUUCGGCGAAGUUGGGUAACGACUCGAAUACUUAUUGCAUCGUCGGCACAGCACUAGUACAUCAAGUGGAACCGGAACCCAAAGUAGGAAGGAUUAUCAUCUAUCACUACGCGGAUGGAGCCCUCACUCAAGUUAGCGAGAAGGGAAUCAAGGGCGCGUGCUAUUCUCUCAUUGAGUUUAACCGUCGUGUAUUAGCUAGCAUCAAUUCAACUGUACGAUUGUAACCAUUUCAUUAACGUGUUGGCAUUAUAUUGUAAAACCAAGGGUAAACAAGAUUAAUCGGCCUUAUUCUGCGUGGCGUGUGAGGUGAGAUGACAAUUGUCACUUAUGUCACGCGAUUCCACCAGGCGUAUGCCGUGAGAAAUCUCACUUUAAUUAAACUCUCACUUUAUUCCCGCUCUCAAAUAUACGUGACGAUUGUCACAUGAACUGGGAUUUCUAGGUGACAAUCGUCGACAUGUCUUGAGGUGUCGACAGUGCAUGAAAACAAAUGAAAAAUUGAAGAGGAAUAAUAAGUGUUUUUUGGGUCGUAUAGAAUCGAUAGUAAUGGUAUUAUAUGUAUCAAUAAAUUCAAUUUAUCUUCAAUUUUCACAGUACGAGAGACAAAUUGCAAGUAGUUUGUUUUUUUUUGUUGUGAAAGCGGUAGUGAUUCUGUUAUUCCUCAAUUGGACGAAUAAGCACACCGAAAUUAUUUUCAUUUCAUGAAAUCUAUUUAUUUUCUCUAAAAUAUAUCUAUCACAUGGAUCUUGUGUUUCAUCUAUCUAUCCGCGAGUCAUCGUCACCGAACUGCAUAUCCAUUUCAGAAGCCGUGGUAUAUGCCCGAGCCGGAGCCAGAGCAACAAUUUAACACUGAGAGUGCAGAGAGCAGCAGCAACUACGACCAAAACAAACAAAAAUGCUAAACUUUACAGGAUGCAAUCAACUGUUUCACCAAAUCUAAAUCAAAUACCUGCAAAUUCGGCAGAAUGUCCUGAUACACUAACAACAGGCCAGGUUAAAUCAGAUCUAUAGAUACGGUACUGACUGCAGCAAAACAAAUAUCUGACCUCUCUGAGCGAAACAAAUAAAAUUCUGGGAUGCCAGAUGUUUUUUCUCAAAUAUAUGCGAUAAAAAUUUGAAAUAUUUGUAAAUAUGUGCUAAUGUCUGACAUACUGACCAGCUUCGUUUAUCAUAUGGAAUCAAUAAUGUUUUGUCACUAUUUUAAAUAGCCUGCAGCAGGAAUAAAAGGUUGUGAUAAAAGUUAAAUGUCUGCAAAUUCGUGAACAAAUGUGCGAAUGUGGCAUCUUUGAUCAGAUUUGGCAACCAGCAGAAUGAACGCCUUGUCACUUGCUGUUCAUCCUCUCACAUACAUCAAAUGAACCUCUCACGGCAUCCGAAACGACUGUAGGAAUAGAGUGAGGAGAGUUGCGUGAUGGUGAUGUGACAAUUGUCAUCUCACCUCACACGCCGCGUAGAAUCAGGCCGAAUAACUUGGAUUCCUCAGAGUAGUGGUUUUUUUACAGGCGACUUCAUUUUGGUGGGUGAUUUGAUGCGAUCGUAAUUUUGAGGAGAUCGCUCGCGACUAUUAACCAAAUUGGAUGACAGUGAUUUCCUCGGGCGGAUAACAGAACAAUCUAUUUGUUUGCCUAAAAGAUGUAAGUAAGAUUUCCGUAGCUCUGUUUAUAAUACGAACAAUUUUUGUUUUUAUUUGAAGGGCCGCAGCAACGGACGACGAACGAUAGCAAGUACCAAAGGUUGCUCAAUGCGAUCUCGGUGAUAUGGUCAAUGUAUUCCGCUACGGUUCGCUCGUGAUGCAAAACUUUGGUGAGCGAACGACGGCGACAACGGGUUGUGUGCUAUUUGGCAUAGUUAUCGAUGCAAUUGGUCUGGUCACACAAAUACCACCCGAUUAUUAUGAAUUAUGAAUUUCUUCGAAUAUUUUUUUUUCAGUGAACGUAUUGUUUACUACACAUUAUUUUAAUUCGAAUAGUCAUGAAUAUUGUAUUGGAGGAAUAUUAAAAUAUGUUAUGGGAUACAAUUUAUAUUUCAUUCAAAGUGAUCAGGUAUACCUAUAAGGUUGGAUAUUUCCUAGCGUUCGUAUUUUCUCAUCGGACUUGACACUUUCAAGUGUCAAAUCAUAUUCUGAAGAAAUAUCGACCCUACGAAUUAAUAAAUAGGUUAGUUGAUCUUGGAAUGCGAUCAUAUUACUUAUUCUUAUUCGACAGCUUGUUUCGCUCAAGCUGAUCCUGCAGCGCGAUGUCUUUCUUGAACUCUUCCUCAAGCGAACGUAUUAUGCCACCACCACCGUGGCUUUCAUCACUGAGCAGAACUGAAAGACCAGUUGUACCCGCAGAUGACAACAGGAAAAUGUUGCUGCUGUUGGUGCAACUGAAGCUGGUGGUGGUUUCCCACUAAAGCAUAUGUGGAUUGGAAUGGGCGACCAUUUGGGCGAAUAGGUGCCACCACUAUCGUCCGGACCCUCCUGAGACUAACGCUUACUAUCGAAACCUCCAUCACUUGUGUUGUAUCCAGAAUCGAAGUGAGCACGUCUGUUCCGGGUAUCGUCCAACAGGCUACCGGAGGAAUUUUUCGACGAGCGCCGACCUCCGUAAGGAAGUUUUUAGGCAAUAUACAACGCUUGGUUUUGCAGAAAAUAUUUAGCGAUUGUAGUGUCAAAAAAUAACAAAGCGAAAAAAAAUUAACAUUCGUUUCUAUAAUUUACAAUCGUCUUAUAAUAAUAAACUUGAUGGGAAAAUCUAACGACAAAUCAAUCGGUGCAAUUUUGCAGAAUAUAAAUUAGAUAGUGAGAAUUUGUAUCGAAAUUCCGCUUGCAUAAAAAAUAUAACAAUGAUAGAACGAAGCACGUUAUUAAGAAAAACCACAAACAUAUAAAAAUACAAUCAUGAGGAACGGUAAUAUAUAGUACAAAACAUCAUUAACUUUGAAUGUUACAAAAUAUAACCAUUUCUGCACUGGUAAAUGCAUUGUAAGAAUCCAGUUCUCUCGUAACAUGUAAGAAUUGAUCUGUACAAUUCGAUGUUUCCUAAGUUCUAGCGCUCAUGGGACCACGUUUCUGUUGACACAAUUUUUGCGUGACGGAGAGUAGUUGCUCCUGCAGUCGGCUUUGCAGAGAAAUAUGUACCAUAUUUGUCACCGGCCGGUUAGCAGUUUGACUAAGAACCAAAAAAACUGACUAAGAACGUUGCAUGUUUAGACGAAUCGAUUGUACGAAUUGCUGCACAACUGUAUUUGGUUCACCGUUGUUAAUCACAGCGGUAGCGGCAGCAAUUCGACUGUUCUGAUCACAAAGCGCCUUGCGUUGAUUCUGCAGUUUUUUACGGAGUAAAGCUUUCUGCAUUAUGGAUUGGGUAUGGAACUAAAGCUCACGUUGGGAUGGAUAACGCGGCUGUUGGGUUGAUUUGUGCUGUUGUUGCAUUUGUGGAGGAUCAGUUGCAUUCUCAACGUUGUUUUUUUAUGAGCAUUCGGCGACUAAUCGAUUGGCGAGGCCUUGAUUGAAGUAUCUUCAUCGAAUCCACAAAGUUCGAUUGUGCCCAGGCGAGAGGUAUGUCCUGCCGACACCCAUUAUGGCUCUUCCUCGUUUGCUGUAUCUUGGUGUCGUUGUUCAUCUGCACUUAUGAAGUUUUUCACAGUAACAUGUUGGUUCCGGUUGUUGAACUCGUAAUUGCGACGGAACCUUGCUGCAAAUUUUUACACAUAGUCAUCUACUGCUACCGGACGGCGGUUGCAUAGCAGGGAUUUUUUCAGUGCCAAUAGCUUACUAGUCGUCGAAUGGGGCGGACACACACGUUUUGCAUGUCCGAUAGUAUGAUAGCCGGCAAUCCGCAAUUUGGAAUAGCCGGAUCUUAUUCCUCUAGCGGAAGAUUAUCUGCGUUCAACAAUUUCGAACAAUCAUAUUAUUCAGAGUACAAAUCGUCCGGACAUGUUUUAAGAAAUCUUACCAGUUUUAUAUCUCGUUUUUAUUAAGCUGCACAAAUCAAAACCACACAAAUAAACUCAAACGUUCAGAUAACUCUGUAUCAUAAAUUAAACACGAUCUAGAGUGCCUAUAAGGAGAGUGACGACAUUCUAUCCCGAACAAAAUAAAUGUCUUUGGCAACAAUGAAAUUUACAGCUGGUAGCACUGGUUCAGUUUAAGCCUUCAAGUGGCUCUUGCGAAAUGAUGCUUUUGUUUACUUUUUGUUGUACUUUGAUUGUCGCUUUAGUGGUUUAUUGCGUUUAGUUUGAGUGAGAAAGCAUAAGAAUUUGUUCGAAACAAUGAAGUGUUUUGCUAAAUAUUGCACAAAUAAAACAACACCGGGAUUCAAGAACAUCGGGUUCUUUCGAUUUCCAGCGGAUGAAGACCUGCAAGUUGCAUGGAAAAAGUUCUGUGGAUUCCCAGAUCAUUUCGAAAUUACAGCUAGUUGUCGAGUGUGCAGCGUAAGUAAAAAUCGUUGAAGCAUAAGAAGCUAACUAAAUAUUUGCGAAAAACAGUUUCACUUUCUGCAGGAGGAUGUAUAUUUUGCUUCCGGCCAAGGAAAAAUUAUGCGGCGACGUACGGCAGUCCCAGUGUACGAUUGCGUUCCACAGAUCGCCGACUUUACUCUCGGAGAAGAUGACCUGACCGCGGACGUAUCGAAUGCGAGCAGUACCAUUGAGGAACCUGGUUCGGCAGUUAACACAGAGGUGUCCUUCGAAAAUAUGAUUCCAGUAAACUGCUCCCCGUAUGACGAACACCAAGCUGUUUGUGCUGGCACAAAGAGGAAAUAUGAGAGUUACUUGAACAAUGUAAACCGGGAAGUAGUCGAAUUAAAGAAGCGCUGCCAUGGUCUCGAAAAAGUUGUCAACCAAAAGGAGCACUUGAUUACACAACAAGCGAAAACUACUGAUCUGGCUCUAAACGCUCUCAAAAGGACAUUUAACUCCGAUCAAGUCGACAUGCUUUUGUACCAGAAAAAACGACCAGGGCAGUGGAGUAAUGAGACUGUGACAGAAAGCCUUAAGAAAAAUUCGUGUGCGGAACGAAGGGUUACGAGCACCAGCGGAGUAAAUAUCCUCUUCCAUCCGAACGCACGUUGCAACGAAAGGUGGAAGAUUUGUCUUUCAACCCAGGAAUUUUGGACGAUGUAUUGGAGCUUUUGAAGCUGAAAGUCAGUACAAUGCCUCCAGAAGAUCUCGACUGUGGGCUCAUUUUUGAUGAGAUGUCCAUCGAAGAAGCGAAGAGCUUUUGUGUGUCUACCAGUCAGUUCUAUGGUGACAUAACCAUCCCUGGUCAAUCUGGACUGGCAACUCAUGCGCUUGUGUUUGUUUUGGUGGGAGUAAGAGCCAGGUGGAAGCAAACCGUCGGUUAUCACUUCACGGGCAACAGUAUCCCGGAUAAUGAUCUGAACGAGAUCAUCUACAAAAUUAUUCAGGAAGUGGAGUCAUUUGGAUGUAAGGUGCAUUUUCUCACCUCAGACUGCGGUCCAAAGAAUAAAAAGUUGUGGAACGCUCUGGGUUUGAAAUUCCACAAACAUGUAGUGCUCAAUAGUGAGGCUAUCGAGCACCCAACAGUUUCGUCGAGGAAACUGGAAAUCAUUCCAGACGUAGUCCACGUUUUCAAGUCGGCUGUUCAAGGAUGGAUUAAAAAUGAAGUGCUGUGGCUACCACCGGAUGUGGUGGCAUCUAAUGGGUUCUGUUCGAAUGAAGUCAAUAUUCAACACCUUCACGAUCUCGUACACUACGAACAGCAAAACUUGCUUAAAGUCGCCCAUAAUCUAAAACCGGAGGAUGUAGAAUUCGAAAAGAAAAGGAACAACUUUGAUGUGAUGAAGGUCAUCAAUUCUGAAAAAAUUGUAAACCGUAAUGUUUCGGCCGCACUUCGAUUCUACAGCCAUGCUGCAAACCGACCUGAAGUUCUACCAACCGCAUAUUUCAUAGAAACACUAUCACAAUGGUUUCAACUCUCGAAAAAUAGAUCGAUGAAAAUGGCUUUGAGCAAAGAAAAUUCGCAAAAGUAUAAGGAGACGCUGCAGUUCUAUAUUUUUUUCAAAAAAUUCAUUUACGCUGUGGAGGUAGGACAUAAACGGUAUUGGAAACCAUGGCAGGCAUCCAUAAUUCUAGCAACGAAUGCCAUACUCAGGUUGCAAGACAUGUUCUUGAACGUGAAAGGGUACAGCUUCCUAUUUACAGCGAGAUUCACUCAAGAUUGUGUCGAGAAUAUCUUUUCUCUAAUUCGAAUACGACAGAAGAAACCUACCGCCUUGCAAUUCAAAUGCUUCCUAAAAUCAUUAACCAUUUCACAGUAUUUGACAGUGGUUUCCGGGUCAUCUUAUGAGACAGACGACACAGAUUGGCUUUUGAACUUUCCCUCUAACGUGAAGCAAUUGAAGGAGAAAAAAGCCAUUGAGGAGCGGAAAGUACCUGAUAUAAACGAACUGACUAAGAUAGACACGCAGGCAGCAUUGAAGGAAAUUAACGACAAUGAGAAGAAUGUGGUCUAUCACCUUGCUGGAAUGGUCGUUUAUAAAGUGGCAAAGCAUGGCGCAGUUUGUUAACAUAGUGUUGAAAAAUGCUUAGCCACUGAACCAUUUAUCUCGGAUUACACAAAACUAACCAUUACUAAAGAUUUCACAGGUCAAGCAUUGGUAUACGUGAAUGAACCAACCUUUAUCUUUUUUUUUUGAAACUGGAAAUUGUAUUCAGAAGCGAGUUGAAAAAUAUGGAAAACGAUACCGUGUUUGAUGUAAUUAAAGCGCAACUCGCAAACAUUCCAGCUACACAUUUCAAUGAAUGUCAUGAUUUAAAAAAGAAACUAAUAAGGCGGUUCUUGUAUUUCCGGUUGAAAAUUCAUCAGCCAUAGAAAAUUCAUAAGAAUAAGUACGAUAGUAGAUCGAUGGCAAUGUAACUCUAUUGAUCGACAGGUUAGAUGUUCCAGAAAACAAUAAAUAGUAUAGUAUAAUCCAACUCUUGUUCAUUCAUUUCAUUUUUGCCAUUCCUGUAAAACCGAAAGUUUAAUUUAUGGAUAACGAACAGAUUCUUUUUUAUUUUUUUAA